AUGGGUAAAUUUAAGCAACCUAAGCAACCGGGUUUUUAUCAUGUUUAUGAUUUAAAAUGUAACAUACAUGCGACCGAUGUCAAAGUUGCUCCUCCUGCUCCUCCACUUCCACCAAAUCCAAACAAAGUUAUUAAUUUUGGAGAAAGCAACAGCGACGAAGACUUGGUAUAUGGAUCUGGGUACAUUUUCUAUCAUAAAAUUGAAUUUUUAUUAAAUAAUUCCAAUAAAUCACGUCUCGCGGAGAGAAAUAUGAAAGAAGGCACGAAAAAUAUUCCUCGUCGUCAAAAUUCUUGGAUUCUUUAUCGUAGAGAUAAAAGUGCCGACCCGAAAUUCUUAAAGAUGAAGUCCUCUGAAGUUUCGAAAGAAAUUCAAGCAAUGUGGGCGCAAGAAUCAAUUAAAGUUAAAGAAAUUUUCGUAGCUCUUUCAAGAUUGGCCACAAAAAAACACAUCGAAAAACACGGUAAAAACUACCGAUACAGACCAAAGAGAACGAAACAAAAAGAGGAAGAUCAUUUUGAGAGUACUUCAGAAGCUUCACGUACAAACUCACCCACAACUUCGAGAACAAGUGAUUCCGAAGAAAAUCAAAAUUUUUUCCCACCGCAAAUUAACAAUUUCCCACCCAACGAAUCUAUAGAAUUAGAUUGUAAGAAAAUUUCACCAGUAAAUUAUAAUUUUUCGUUAUUUUAUCAUGAAACCGUCUUACAAAAUCCUAUAAGCUUUUUUUCAACAAAUUUUUUAAAUCAUAAUAUACCUAACGAAUCAAAACAACAAUCCGAACUCAUGGCCGUCGAUUAUAUUGAAUGUACUCAAGAAGUAGCGCGACGAAUUGUAGAGAUGAUUGAUGAGGUUGCUAUUGUAAAGGCCUUUUAUCUUUCCCUUUAG
Messenger RNA from Funneliformis mosseae, 885 nucleotides. Lineage: Eukaryota; Fungi; Glomeromycota; Glomeromycetes; Glomerales; Glomeraceae. The record is from the annotation of a GenBank genome assembly.